Messenger RNA from Ictalurus punctatus (channel catfish), 820 nucleotides. RefSeq names its product E3 ubiquitin/ISG15 ligase TRIM25-like. The transcript has a single exon. NCBI's taxonomy places the organism in Eukaryota, Metazoa, Chordata, Actinopteri, Siluriformes, Ictaluridae. The record is from RefSeq and is a predicted model, not a curated record. Bases 113 to 643 code for a protein of 176 amino acids.
CACACCUACUGGUUUCAGGGAAAACGAAACUUAUCUCUGAAUAACUCCCUCCCUCUCUGUGUCUCUUCCUCUUUCUCUUUCGCACUCUCACUUAGCAUGUGAGUGCAGGAAAAUGGCAGAAUCCAGUAUUUUAGAUCACUUUUCAGUGGAUCAGUUCAGUUGUCCAGUGUGUCUGGAUCUCCUGAAGGAUCCGGUGACUAUCCCCUGUGGUCACAGUUACUGUAAAGUGUGUAUUAAUGGCUACUGGGAUCAGGAGGAUGAGAAGGGGGUCUACAGCUGUCCUCAGUGCAGAGACACUUUCACUCCCAGGCCUGUUCUACGCAGAAACAACAUGUUGGCUGAAGUGGUGGAGAAACUGAAGAAGACUGAAGUCCAAGCUGCUUCUCCUGCUCACUGUUACGCUGGACCUGUGGAUGUGGAGUGUGAUUUAUGCAUCGGGAAGAAACGCAAAGCCGUCAAGUCCUGUCUGAUGUGUCUGGCUUCUUUUUGUGAAACUCAUUUUAAACCUCAUCUAGAAGUUUCUGCUUUGAAAAAGCACACAUUAAUCGAAGCCUCCUCAAAGCUCCAAGAGAAGAUCUGCUCUCACCAUGAUGAAGUGCUCAGGAUCUACUGUUGUACUUGUGUUUACACAAGUGUUAAAUGAAUUUGUCCUCCUCACCCAGUGUUAGUCAUAAUCAUGACAGAGCAAUCAGUGAACUUUGGAGAAGCUGAACACCAGUUUUACAACUUAAACAAUUCCACACAACACUGUGAACUUUAACCAUGUAGCUGUCGUAAAUAUUCAGCCACACACCAUUUAUAACCAGCUGAAUAUAAGUAA